GCAAUUUGGUGGGAAUAUUACCAGUGUCAAACAGUAUUCGAGGAUAAGUUUUACUUUGUAGAAUAAUUAUUACUGAUAUUUAUAUACAUUUAUUUAUAAAUAUUAAAUAAUUAUUACUGAUAUUGUAAGCAGAUAUUAAGAAGAAAAAACUAAAGAGCAAGACAAAAUGUAGUACAUACACACGAACGUAAAAGAUAGCGAACUUUAUGUUUUGGAUUUAUGGGGAAAUAGAAAAAUUGGAUAGAUUUCGGAGAAACCUACAAAUUGCCAGUCUACUAACAACCUGGAACAUCAAAUAUUAAGCAUGGAGGCAAUUUUAGACGCUAAAUUAAUUUCUCUGGUUAUAGUACUAUUGAUUUCGUUAAUAUUAGGGAAUCUUCCAUAUUUGAUUAUUAAGCGUAGAAAGAGAGUCCAGGGUCUUGGGAGACGAGGGGACAUAAUCUUAUCUGUGUUUAAUGCCUUCUCUGGGGGUGUAUUUCUAGGAACAUCUCUACUCCAUCUAAUGGAUGAAGGCAGAGAGGAACUCGAGGAAGCUUUCAAACUGUACGAUCUAGUGGAUAUGAAAUAUCCUUUGUUCGAUGUAAUCGUCGCUGUGGGAUUUUUUGCCAUCGUAUUAGUGGAUUUUGUUGCCGAGCUAUGUUUGCAUGAAUCGACUAGCAUCACUUUGGAAGUCGAAAACCGUAAGUCAAAUGCAACAGUAACCGCUCCAGACGGAGAGGUAAACGGAGCUUUUGUGGAUCCAAAUACACAUCUGUCCGUGAGUACACUAUCGUGUGUUGGUAUUACUGAAAACCAAUCUAAGCACCCCGUAGUUUUUCGCCCUCCUGAAUCAAAAGGGGUAACUCUCACUAAUCAUACGUACAAUGGUGAUGCUAUCAUAUACAGUGAUAACAACAGCAGUGAUAAUCAUAGAGCUCCUUCAAUAACAGAUGAAGUCGCCAGAUCUAACGUUACAAACAAUCUCCACCAUGCUCAUAUUGACCAGUUAACUAAAACAUCCACCGUACGUGCAGUUUUGUUGCUGAUCGCAUUGUCCUUCCAUACAAUUUUUGACGGUCUGGCAAUUGGUCUUCAAGACAUGGAUACCGACGUAUGGCAGGUUUUAGCUGCUAUCAGUAUACACAAAGCUUUGGUAGCAUUCUGUCUUGGUCUUCAACUGUUCCAGGCAUAUACACGACGUUUCCGAACAGCUGCCAUUCUUGUCGCACUGUUUUCUAUUAUGUCCCCCAUCGGGAUAGGUCUUGGAAUUUUGGUGACGUCAGCUAAUAUAAAUGAAGCAGCACAAACUAUGACAGCAGCAGUGCUACAAGGAGUGGCGUCUGGAACAUUUUUAUAUGUGACUUUCUUCGAAAUAUUGAAAGAGGCUUUUACACACGGCCGUGGUAUAUGGAACAUAUUUAUUGCUGGUGUAGGAUUUGCCGCCAUGGCCGCUGUAAAACUUUUGGAUUCCGAUUAAAAGUGCCGUCGUAGUGUAAUUUAAAAUUGGCCAUUUUACAUACGCUGGACCUUUGUAACAAAGGUGGUUGACAUAUUUCUGUAGGUGAUAAAAAUAGCCAACCUGACAGGCAGCAUUCUCGUUCCAAGUCAAAUUUACUACAUGGGGUUAACACAAAUUACGUUACGAUAUUUGCAAAUUACAGUUACAGUUUUAACCAAUUUUCUAAAUACAGUCGUUAUUUUUAUCGAAUGGUGGAUAUUAAUACAACUGAGUGAACAUCUCUGGCAUGAAACAAAUAUAUGAAAUAGAUACUGAAUAGGUAGUGGAGUGGCAUCAGAUGUUUCAGAAAGAAUAAUCAUACUCUGUGUAGAACGCAAGACUCGCCAAUAUGUGCUAAUAAAACAUGGGUUUGAAACGAAACAAACAUCCGAAGCUAGCAACCUUUGUAAAGUAUUGGAUUAAAGCUGAACUCUCGGAAUAAUAAAAAAAAUUUUAUCGUAAAAACUUUCAUGUUUAAUGUCAUUUUUAAUCCAAAUGUCUUUGUAUAUAUAAAAUAAAUACAUUUUAUAAGUAUAGUUCUAUAUUGAUAAAUUAUACACAUACAUUAUAGCAUCUGAUGACGCUCGAUAAAGAGCAGAUAGCCAAUUUAUGAUUUGAUGUAUAUCAGAAUGAAGUAAAGUGGUUGAUAUUUUUAA
Molecule: messenger RNA, 2133 nt
Organism: Patella vulgata (common limpet)
Lineage: Eukaryota; Metazoa; Mollusca; Gastropoda; Patellidae
Product: protein zntD
Exons: 2
Coding region: 305-1456 (383 amino acids)
Biological process (GO): zinc ion transmembrane transport
Cellular component (GO): plasma membrane
Molecular function (GO): zinc ion transmembrane transporter activity
Source: RefSeq, a predicted model, not a curated record